CUCCUGCUAACAAACUGAAGCGCAGACGACGCAGGCUGCACAAUCUCUUAACCUAUAAAACACUUGAUUUGCAAAUUUAAAAAAAAUAAUUAUGUCAAAUGCAUUUCUCGACAUUGAUGAUUCCUUUUUGAAUAGGAAUCUGCUACUGGAAAAUAAGCAAGAAGAUGAAAUAUCAGAGCUGUUGAAAUCUUUUGAAAAACCGCAUGUUCCAUUUGCAUUGGUGCGACCUAUCCCAGGAGUUUGCGCGAAAUUACGAACAGAAAGUGGCGACAAAGGAUUCAUUAACAUUUGUCAUGCGAGUGAAAUACCUUCACCUGAAGAUAUAUCAGAUGAAAAACUAGUUGCCAUUUCUACGAGCAGUGAACCAUCUUUCGUAAUUCCAAUGUCCAUUGGUCAGGAAAGACUGGAACCAGACAAAGGAGGUGCACUGUGUUACACAUAUGAUAUCGCAAUAAGUACAACAUAUUUUAAUAAGUGUCAAAAGAACAAGAUGUUUAUGAUUUUCACUCUAGAUGUCAUGGUAGAAGCAGUAAAUAAUAAAUUCGGAAAAAUAUAUAAAUCUGAAACUUCGCUGCUCCUCAAAAAUCGAAAGGUAAUGGGCACUUUACAACAGCAUAAAAUUGAAAAGCGAGAAGUAAGGAAAACUCAGUUUCCAAAAAAGUUGGUUCAAGAAGUUGAAGAUAGUCCAGAGAAUUCCAAAAAGAAACCCAUAUCUGCUUCUAAAAAUUGCAGUUCUAUAAAAAAUCUGAAUAUUCCGGAAAAUCCAAGGUAUGCGAAUAAUUUGGAUUAUAUUAUUCUGCAGAAACCAUCCAAGGGUCAAGCCGAGAAAUUGAUCGGUUUAUUCAAAGUGCCAACCUUGAUUUCGGAAGAUGUCUCAGUUGAUGUUGGAGAAGAUCGAAUAAUUGUUGAGGUUAACGAGGUGAAUUAUUUAGUCGACAUCUUUGUCCCCUGCUCUCUCGAUCAAGAGAAAGUUUCAGCAGAAAUGGAUUCGAAUCUUGGAAUCUUGCGAUUGAAUAUGCCGCUCAAAUGUUGAAAGUUAAGAUCGGAUAAGAAAAAUAUUUUAGGUAAAGAUUCGGUUUAAUUUUUUUCUUACAUGUAUAUAUAACUCAAAUAUUCUUAAUUUAUAUCUACAGUUUGUUUUUUUCAUGCGUCAAUGUUAUUAAUGUAAGCCAUGCACUAUUUUCUUAUAAUUAUAUGAUGCUGAUUUCGAAAUAAUAUACGAUGUAAGAAUACUUCUUUGAGUACUGUACAAUAUUCUUAGAGAGGUUGUAGGUAUCCUUACGCGACAUAGUAAUGAUAAUUAAUAAAUCAUAUUUUCUUUAAAAA
Belonocnema kinseyi is the source of this 1326-nucleotide messenger RNA. It is a transcript of the gene PIH1D1, whose product is annotated as PIH1 domain-containing protein 1-like. The record is from RefSeq and is a predicted model, not a curated record. The transcript is spliced from 7 exons. Lineage: Eukaryota; Metazoa; Arthropoda; Insecta; Hymenoptera; Cynipidae. The coding region runs from base 92 to 1033 and encodes 313 amino acids. Gene Ontology annotation, cellular component: cytoplasm; ribonucleoprotein complex; R2TP complex. Gene Ontology annotation, biological process: box C/D snoRNP assembly; rRNA processing.